Messenger RNA from Topomyia yanbarensis, 6579 nucleotides. RefSeq lists its product as uncharacterized. The transcript is spliced from 3 exons. The record is from RefSeq and is a predicted model, not a curated record. Gene Ontology annotation, molecular function: nucleic acid binding. The coding region runs from base 1 to 6579 and encodes 2192 amino acids. Gene Ontology annotation, biological process: DNA integration. Lineage: Eukaryota; Metazoa; Arthropoda; Insecta; Diptera; Culicidae.
AUGGAUGAGCUCAAGGAGCUGAAGAAGCAAGAAAAGCAGUUGCAUGGAUCCAUCAAGGCUUUGGCGCGUUUCGUCGAAAGAUUCCAGAGGGAUAGGCAGGAAAACCAAAUCGAUGUUCGGCUAGAGACUCUGGAGAACGCUAUGCGUAAAUUCUACACCGUUCGCCGAAAAAUAGAACUGGUCAUCGAGGAGGAGGAUGAAAAACCUGAAGUGAAAGGUUCCGUCGAGGACCGAGCGCUGCGAAUGGAGGCGCUAGCAGUGAAACGUGAAGACGAGUUCGAUGAAGCUAUACGUGUUGUUGAGGAGCAAUAUUACGAAAUAAAGUCAGCUUUGAUUGCAUUGCGUCCGAAGAAAGUCGAUCCUAUUAGGCAGCCAAAUGCAGUUGAUAAUGCAAUUGCUGAUCAGCCAGUUUCCCGAGUAAAACUCCCAGACAUCAAGCUUCCGUCAUUCAAUGGGAAAAUCAAGGAUUGGACAAGCUUUCGCGAUACUUUUCGCAGUCUGAUCCACAACAAUCGACAAUUGACAGACAUUGACAAGUUCACAUAUUUGCGAUCAUCGGUUUCAGGCGAAGCAUUCCAGGAGAUAAACUCGGUUGACCUGUCGGCCGAUAACUAUGAGGUGGCCUGGAAGGUGUUGGAGAAAAGGUACGAGAACAAGAAACUGAUCGUCAAGGCCCAUCUGGAUGCGCUUUUUGCUAUUGAACCAAUGAGGAAAGAAAACUGCGAGUCACUAAAUCACCUGAUCAGUGAAUUUGACAAGAAUCUGCUUAUGUUACAGAAAAUUGGAGAGCAAACAGAUAAUUGGUCGACUAUUCUCGCACAUAUGAUGUACACUCGUUUGGAUUCGAUGACUCUUCGACAGUGGGAGUCACACCAUAACUCCAAGGACGUUCCCAAGUAUGAGAGUUUGAUGGAGUUCCUGAGGGACCAAUGCUCGGUUCUUCAGUCUAUUGCUCCUAAUAAAUCCAACGACGGUGAAGGAAGACGACCAAGGUUAUCCGUCACGCAUACUUCGUUGCAAUAUCAACGCCGGUGCUUAUUUUGUGGUGAAUCGUUCCAUUUACCUUUCAAGUGCAACAAACUACAAGGAAUGUCCAUAGCUCAACGUGUUGAAGAGGUCCACAAAAAGCGUCUGUGUAGAAACUGCUUGACGGUGGGUCAUUUCGCUGAAGGCUGUACUAGAGGCUGUUGCAACCGCUGUGGUAAACGACAUCAUACUAUGCUUCAUUUCGAGAGUUCAGCAUAUGUUGUUCGCCAGUCUAAGCCCUCCCAUCCACAAGCUAAUCCUCCCUCCGUCCCACAGCCGCCUGUUCGGACACAAGUAACAAACCAACAACAACAAAACCACAGCCGCUCGAAAUCGCAAAACCAGACACAAACAUCACUCACUCAGCCAGACGCACAAGCACAACCAACAACUUCAUACCCCGUGAUCCAAUCUCGCUCACAACACACUCACCCACAACCCCCCGCACAACAAAACACAGUCGCGUUUAAAGCCGUGGAACUCCCACGCUCCAAUUUUGAACCAACAAUUCGUCAAGUGCUGAUGUCAACAGCAAUCGUUCGAGUCAUAGAUCAGCGGGGAAAUACUGCGUUCGCCAGAACACUGCUGGAUUCAUGUUCGGAGUUUUGUUACAUAACCAGCAGCUUUACCAAGAAGUUGAAGUGCCGCGAAACUCCUGAUUUUCUGAAGGUGCAAGGAAUUGGUAACAGCAGCAUAAUGUCGACCAAGUUUGUGGAGGCUAACGUUCAACCAAGAAGCCCGUCUGUAUCGUCGUAUGAAGCAAAAAUGCAGUUCCACGUGUUGCCGAGAAUCUCACCAACACUUCCGCUCAAGCCAGUUCAGGCCGAUCUGCUGAAGUUUCCUGCGCAGCUGUUGUUGGCGGAUCCAAGAUUCUGGGAGCCCAGUCCGAUCGAUAUGAUAAUUGGAGCGGAAUUCUACUUCGACCUACUGUUGCAAGGAAAGCAGAAAGUGUCUGAAGAUGGUCCAACGUUACAAGAGACAGUAUUCGGUUGGGUAGUGUCAGGGAAGGUUCCAAAUCGGUCAAAUAGUAUACCCACAACGACAAGCUACGUCAGCUCAACUAUUGACCUCCAGGAAAUGAUCGCAAAGUUUUGGGAACUGGAGACAUGCCAUGUGAAUAGAACUCACUCUGUUGAGGAGACAGCUUGCGAAGAUCUGUUCAACAAAACGACGUUUCGCGAUCAAAAUGGCAAGUUCGUGGUGACUCUCCCCAAGAAAGAACAUGUAAUCGAACGGUUGGGAGAAUCUCGCAAUAUUGCUAUGAAACGGUUCAUCGGACUGGAGAAGCGUUUUAGUAUCAACUCGGCUCUGAAGGCGAUGUACAAAGAAUUCAUCCACGAGUACAUCCUGAUGGGCCAUAUGAAGGAGGUAAAUGCGGAGCAAAGCUGCACCGAUCCUGUGUAUUAUAUGCCGCACCAUGCAGUAUUGCGACCCGACAGUACAACUACCAAGCUGCGAGUUGUUUUUGACGCAUCGUGCCGCACUUCGACUGGAGUCUCACUUAAUGAUGCACUGAUGGUGGGACCAGUUGUCCAGGACGAUCUGAUGAGCACUAUUCUACGAUUCCGUCGUCAUCGCAUCGCAGUCAUUGCUGACGUUGCUAAAAUGUAUAGGAUGGUUCAGGUCCAAGAGGUAGACAAACAUCUGCAACGCAUCCUUUGGCGAGACACGCCGGAAGAACCGAUCAAAACUUUCGAACUGCAAACCGUCACCUACGGCACCGCCAGUGCACCAUAUCUAGCUACGAGAUGUUUGAAGAAGCUUGGAGAAGACAGUGUAUCGACACAUCCGAUCGCAGCUCGAGUUGUACAGGAGGAUUUUUAUGUCGACGAUAUGUUGUCGGGAGCCGACAGCACUUCCGAAGCAAAAAUGUUGGUGACUGAGGUCAUGCAGCUAACCGACUCGGCUGGAUUCAUUUUAAGGAAGUGGAACUCUAAUUCUACAGCGCUUCUGUCAAACCUUCCAAGGCAUCUAUGCGAUGAACGCUCUGUAUUAGAGUUAGAUUCGUCGACCUCAACUGUGAAGACAUUGGGGCUUCGCUGGGAUACGAGUACAGAUGAAUUCUGCUUCACUUUCCCAGAAUGGAGGUCAAGCUCAACGGCAAUCACUAAGCGCAGCAUUCACUCCGACGCUGCGUGCUUAUUCGACCCGCUAGGAUUAGUAGGUCCUGUGGUGGUGCAAGCAAAGAUAUUUAUUCAAAAGCUGUGGUUGCUGAAAUGUGACUGGGACGAGCCACUGAAUGAAUCGCUACAAAAUUUAUGGAAUGAAUACAAGCAGAAUUUGAUGGCGUUAGAGUCAUUAGUAAUUCCCCGGUGGAUUGGAUUUAGCAAAGAGUGUUUGUCAGUUCAGCUACAUGGUUUUUGUGACGCUUCAGAAGUUGCAUAUGGUGCCUGCUUGUAUCUUCGUUGCAUCUCAUCCGACGGUACCAUCUCCGUUCGGUUGAUCAUGUCAAAGUCGAGGGUGGCCCCUCUAGAAAAUCUCAAGCGGAAAAAGAAGAAAAUGACUAUCCCGCGGCUGGAGCUGUCCUCGGCUCUCUUGCUGAGUCAUUUAUAUGAGAAGUACAACCAAGUUCACUCUGGGCUUGAUGCGUAUUUCUGGACUGAUUCGAUGAUAGUAAAGCAUUGGUUGGAAUCGUCACCUUCUCGCUGGCAGGUCUUCGUAGCGAAUCGGGUAUCGGAGAUCCAGCACCUUACCAAAGAUGGAGUAUGGGGUCACGUAGCAGGGAUCGAGAAUCCUGCUGACUUGAUAUCUCGUGGAAUGUCACCGGCUCAGCUCCAGUAUCAAACACUCUGGUUUGAAGGUCCGAUUUGGUUAUCUCAAGAACAAGGUUUCUGGCGACGUUCAGAAGAGGUACUCACGGAGAAGUUUGAUUCAUCGUUGUUAGAAGAACGUUCGUCAGUAGCACUUCCGGCACAAGCGCUACCUCCCAGUGAGAUAUUUGCAUUGCGAUCCUCGUUUUCGGACCUAGUAAGGCUCGUAGCAUACCUUCUUCGGUUCAAGCACAACGCGCAGUGCAGCAAUAAACAGUCCAGGAGAAUUGGAUUCCUUUCCCUCCAGGAACAGGAGGACGCUACGUUAAAUUUGGUUCGUGUAUCCCAGCAAGAAAGCUUCUCAGCAGAAUUGCAAGAUCUUGCGAAGCAAGGUCACGUGAGAGAUUCGUCUUCAAUAAUAUCACUCAACCCUCAACUAAUCGACGGCGUGAUGCGCGUCGGCGGCCGGCUUGCUAAGGCAUUCAUGUCACAAGAGCGAAAACACCCGUACAUCCUACACCACAGCCAUCCGCUAGCAACGAUGAUCGUCAGGUACUACCACCAAAGGCUGUUUCAUGCGGGACAGCAAUUACUCAUCUCGUCAGUGCGGGGCAAGUUCUGGCCAGUUCACAUCCACAGUUUGGCGAGGAAGGUGAUUCACGACUGCAUUCCGUGUUUCAGAAACAAACCAAAAAUCUCUGAGCAAAUUAUGGCAGACCUUCCUUCGACAAGAGUCAACCCCGCGCCACCAUUCCUGAAGGUCGGAGUAGACUACUGCGGUCCUUUCCAGAUUAGUUAUCCAAAUCGACGAGCGCGUCCUGUAAAAUGCUAUGUGGCGAUAUUUGUUUGCCUAGUCGUGAAGGCUGUCCAUUUGGAGUUGGUUUCGGACCUAACAACGCAAGCGUUUCUAGCGGCACUGAAACGUUUCGCUGCUCGGCGCGGCAGGCCUCAACUGAUAAUGUGUGACAAUGCAACAACAUUUGUCGGAGCUAAACGUGAGCUCACAGAGCUGCAUCGACUCUUCCACAGUCAACAAUUCCAGGAAACUAUAGUCAAGGACACGAGCGAUGACGGCAUCGAGUUUCGUUUCAUCCCCCCACGCACACCAAACUUCGGCGGCCUGUGGGAAGCGCAGGUCAAAAGUUUCAAGAGUCAUUUUCGGAAAACAAUAGGAAUCAGAGUGCUAAACGUAGAUGAAAUGACUACUGCAUUGACGAAGAUAGAAGCGGUUUUGAACUCCCGACCACUCACGCCGGUCAGUAGUGACCCCACCGAUUAUGAAGCAUUGACGCCUGGUCACUUCCUGGUGCAGCGUCCACUAACAGCUAUCCCAGAGCCAGAUUUGCAGGAAGUACCAAGCAACCGCUUGACCAUAUGGCAGAGAGCCCAAUGUUUAACACAGCAGAUUUGGAAGAAGUGGUCUACGCAGUAUCUCUCUGAUCUACACAACCGCACAAAGUGGACCAAAGAACGAAAUAAUAUCUCAAUUGGUUCAAUGGUCCUACUUAAAGAAGAAAACGCACCCCCUCUGAAAUGGCAUUUGGGUAGGGUCAUCAAAAUAUUUAGCGGUUCUGAUGGCAACAUUCGCGUUGUCACCAUACGCACUAAAGACGGAUGCUUCGAUAGAGGAAUCUCGAAGGUCUGUCCGCUUCCCAUCCGGGACAACGAAUCAGUUCGGUUGGCAAUGAGCUUGGCCAGCUCAUCACAUCGAUCGACAUUCCUAAGGCAAGGAAACAAGGGUGGUCACUCGACCACAAUCGCAUCUACGCAGCUGGAUAACUACGACCCAGGUUCACACUCUACGGAGAAUUCUCAGGCGCCAGCAUUGCCUGGGUCGGAGCCCCCUGUGUAUCAUCGGUCGACAGGACCAUCCAACGCGAAAGUGGUAGCCGACUGCUGCCCAGUAUGCAAGGGAAACUGCAAAUUGAUCGCCAAAUGUAAGCGUUUCUUAGAGUUCUCUCUUGAUUCACGCUGGGCAACCGUUCGAGGCUUAGGGCUAUGUCGCAGAUGUCUACGUCAGCACAAAGGAGGAUGUCAAGCCAAGUUGUGCGGAAAAAAUGGUUGCCAGCUCAAACACCACGAAAUGCUGCACAAUGGCCAGAAGUGUGCACCAUCGACUUCGACCGCCACUGCGAGUGUCAUAAACAUACCAACUCCACGCAACGAUUCUUCUCCACCAAAAUCUAGUUCAUGCCAUACACAUCAGGUCCCCUUUAGUAAGGUUUUGUUCCGAUACAUACCAGCCGUGCUUCAUGGGAAGCAUAGGUCGAUUCAGACGUUCGCCUGCCGGGAUGACGGAUCGGAACUCACAUUACUCGACAGCGAAUUGGCUGGUGAGUUGCAGCUUGAAGGGGAAACAAUGCCGUUAUGCUUACUUUGGACGAGCGGAACGAAACGUCGUGAAGAAUGUUCGAGGAACGUUAGGCUAGAAGUGGCCGCGGAACACAACCGUUCUAGGAAGUACAGUCUGAAUGGGGUACGUACUGUGAAGGAGCUGCUUCUUCCACCACAAAUACUAAACAAGGAAGAACUAUGUGAACAGUAUGCGCAUCUCAAUGAUCUGCCGAUCACAUCAUAUCAAAAUGUUCGCCCAAGGAUUAUGAUCGGAAUCAAGGAUCAACACCUGAGUUUAGUUCAGAAGAGUCGCGAAGGAGCCCUACACCAGCCCGUCGCUGUGAAAACUCGUCUGGGAUGGACAGUGUGCGGAGGAAAUCUAGAAAACACUGCGGAACACUCGUUUACCCAGUUUUCCACGUGUGCGAUCACGAAUCUUCGUCAGAACUGGACCUACACAAAGCAAUGA